AUGAAUGUUGAAUAAGUUCUAUUCUCGAAACAACUAGUGGUAAUGGAUAUUAGGUGAGUGAGUGGUAAGAAAAGUUUUGGGAAGCUAUUAUAAAAUUUAUGAAAAAGGGAGAAUCAAAUUAACAUAAAAAGGAGCUCGAUUGAAUUUAUAUUUUAUUGAUUAAGAUACAUAAGAAGUUCUCGGCUUUGUAGAAUUACCUUGAUAAUCCAUAUUAAGCGAUAAAUAAACAUAGGAUAGUAAAAGGUAUUGAAUAUCAAUAUAUAUAUAUUAAAGGAUAAGCAAUAAGAUUAGUAUCUCCAAUAGGAGAUUAUUAAUUGGUUGGAUGUCUAUUUUGUGAUAGAAUAGAUGAUUUUGGUUUUGAUGAGAAUAUUCUCAGAUACAUUUAAAAUAGG
This is a messenger RNA of Paramecium sonneborni, 392 nucleotides long. The record is from the annotation of a GenBank genome assembly. Lineage: Eukaryota; Ciliophora; Oligohymenophorea; Peniculida; Parameciidae.